Molecule: messenger RNA, 1251 nt
Organism: Zalophus californianus (California sea lion)
Lineage: Eukaryota; Metazoa; Chordata; Mammalia; Carnivora; Otariidae
Biological process (GO): translation
Cellular component (GO): mitochondrion; ribosome
Molecular function (GO): structural constituent of ribosome
Source: RefSeq, a predicted model, not a curated record
AUGCAGCCCUAUGGAAACACGCCUCUGAACCAGGAGCAAAGCAUGCUUUCCAUGGAGCCCGGCGACGGCUACCUGGCCCCACCAGGCCCCACCUGGCCCCACCAGGCCGCACCUGGCCACUAUCAGACCCUCAGCAGGGCUGCUGGGCCAAGACUCCCACACCUUUCUGAUCUCCAGCAAGGGCAUGAACAGGAAGUUCUGAGACAGGCUUUUCACACUGGUCUCACCAGCACUGGGUUUCUUAGCAUCACCUUUGAGAAUCCGGUGACACUAAGAAAACUCUCCUGGGAUGCACGGAAUUUCAGAGGGCUCUCGGACUCCCCGGAGUGUAACCCUGGGCCCGGGCAGCAUCGGAGUUGGACCUGCCAGCUCAACAGCAAGUCAAAAAAGAAACAGGAGAGCAGAAAGGGUGUUAAACAACAAAGUAACUCACACGCUUGUUGCAGACAGAAGGAAGACGGUAUUCGGGGAACCCCUGGGAAAGGUGGAGGAGGGGGACAGAGACCACACCCAACUCCAGGUGCGGCAAGGCUGGGUGGGGACUCAUACCAAGGAGCAGGUGCGGUCAGUGGUUCAAAGUUCCAGGAGGGGGGUGGCAAGGUGGCAGUCGCUGCCUUUGCUCGUGCCGCGAGGGCAGCAUCAGGAGUCUUCCAGCCCCUGAACAUUUGGGGGUCUUCAGCCUAUCGAAACUGUCUGAAUGCCUGUCUCAGCUCUGCGCUGUCCACCCGACAUUUUAGUUCUCUUCAGACACCAAUUGUUUCCUCUGCUCCCGGACUUAGCACAUGUGUCAGAAACCUGACAUGUGGGCAUACUACAGCAAUCCUCAACAGAGCGGCCCCCUUGCUUCCAAAUGUCCUGAAGCUACCAGUCAGAACGGUAACGUACUUCAGUUCACGGAAAGGGAAAAGAAAGACCGUGAAAGCUGUUGUCUAUAGGUUUCUUCGACUUCAUUCUGGCCUGUGGCUGAGGAGGAAGUCUGGUUAUAAGAAAAAAUUAUGGAAAAAGACGGCUGCAAGAAAAAGGCGCUUGAGGGAAUUUGUGUUCUGCAAUAAAACCCAGAGUAAGCUCUUAGAUAAAAUGACGACGUCUUUCUGGAAGAGGUGAAACUGGUAUGCUGACGACCCUUAUCAGAAGUACCAUGAUCGGACAAACCUGAAAGUACAGAUCAGAAAUUUUAUGACUUCCUUGCUAUUGAAGAUGUAUCUUCGUGUAUAUGAUGUCAUUGCAAAAUGGAAUAAGUACAAAACUUGA